Molecule: messenger RNA, 1270 nt
Organism: Balaenoptera ricei (Rice's whale)
Lineage: Eukaryota; Metazoa; Chordata; Mammalia; Artiodactyla; Balaenopteridae
Gene: TRIM69
Product: tripartite motif containing 69
Exons: 5
Coding region: 20-1270 (416 amino acids)
Molecular function (GO): metal ion binding; protein binding
Source: RefSeq, a predicted model, not a curated record
UUGGUUUCGUGAUCCACUGAUGCUAAGCUGUGGCCACAACUUCUGUCAGUCUUGUAUCCAAAACUUUUGGAAGCAGCAAGCAAAAGAAACAUUCUGUCCUGAGUGUAAGAUGCUAUGUCAAUACAGCAACUGUACAUUUAACCUUGUACUGGAGAAGCUGGUAGAGAAGAUUAAGAAGCUACCCCUACUCAAGGGCCAUCCACAGUGCCCAGAGCAUGGAGAGAACCUGAAACUAUUCAGUAAGCCAGACGGGAAACUGAUAUGCUUUCAAUGCAAAGAUGCUCGAUUGUCUGUGGGGCAGUCUAAAGAAUUCCUGCAGAUCUCUGAUGCUGUCCAUUUCUUCACGGAAAACAAGCUACAUCUGCAGCAACACAUCUCCUUGGAGUUUCUAAAGCUGCAUCAGUUCCUGCACAGCAAAGAAAAGGACGCUUUAAAUGAGCUCCGAGAAGAGGGGAAAGCCUUGAAUGAGGAGAUGGAGCUGAAUCUGAGCCACAUUCAAGAACAGUGCCUCCUAGCCAAGGAGAUGUUGGUGAGCAUCCAGGCACGGAUGGAACAGCAGAACUCCUUCGACUUUCUCAAAGACAUCACACCUCUCUUGGAUAGCUUGGAGCAAGGAAUGAGGGUGCUGACACCCAGAGAGCUUAUCUCCAGAAAGCUGAACCCAGGCCUGUUCAGAGGUCCCAUCCAGUAUAUGAUGUGGAGGGAAAUGCAGUCCACUCUCUCUCCAGGCCUGUCUCCAUUAACUCUGGACCCUAAAACUGCUCACCCAAAUCUAGUGCUCUCCAAAAACCGAACAAGUGUAUGGCAUGGUGACAUUAAGCAGGUAAUGCCUGAUGAUCCAGAGAGGUUUGACUCAAGUGUGGCUGUGCUGGGCUCAAAAGGCUUCACAUCUGGAAAGUGGUACUGGGAAGUAGAAGUAGCAAAGAAGACAAAAUGGACAGUUGGAGUCGUCAGAGAAUCCAUCCUUCGGAAGGGCAGCUGUCCUCUAACUCCUGAGCAAGGAUUCUGGCUUUUAAGGCUACGGAACCAAACUGAUCUAAAGGCUCUGGAUUUGCCUUCCUGUAGUCUGAAACUGACUAACAACCUCAACAAGGUGGGCAUAUACCUGGAUUAUGAGGGAGGGCAGGUAUCCUUCUACAAUGCUAAAACUAUGACCCACAUUUACACCUUCAGUAGCACCUUCAUGGAGAAACUUUAUCCCUACUUCUGCCCUUGCCUUAAUGAUGGUGGAGAGAAUAAAGAACCAUUGCAUAUCUUACAUCCACAGUAA